Molecule: messenger RNA, 1978 nt
Organism: Oppia nitens
Lineage: Eukaryota; Metazoa; Arthropoda; Arachnida; Sarcoptiformes; Oppiidae
Product: zinc finger protein 23-like
Exons: 3
Coding region: 95-1939 (614 amino acids)
Biological process (GO): regulation of transcription by RNA polymerase II
Cellular component (GO): nucleus
Molecular function (GO): DNA-binding transcription activator activity, RNA polymerase II-specific; RNA polymerase II cis-regulatory region sequence-specific DNA binding
Source: RefSeq, a predicted model, not a curated record
UUUAGAGGUUUGAGUGAAUGUAAACAAAGACAAUAUGUUUGAAUUGAUUUGAUUUGCAAUCAAUUGAUUAAAAUCGAAAUCAUUGACAAUAUUGAUGGCAACCGAAGACAUGAGUUAUGAUAUAUCACCAACGGAUCCACUUUUACAAAAAUUUACGGUUGAGUUUAGCGAAGAUGAAGACACAGAGACUAUCAUUGACUAUAAUUUCGAUGAAGACAAACAAUUAGCCGAUGAGUUGAAUCAUAUUCAAGAAGUUCUAAUUAAAGACCUCGAAGACGACAACAGUAAUGAUAACAACAACAAUACCUACAAAACAAAUGAUGAUAAGACUGAUAAUGAUAUGGAAAUUGUGGUCAACAAUGAUGACGACCUUCUGUUGGGAUCAGAAAUCAUGACAGAGAAGUAUCUGAAGAAUCGACAACAGGAUAACAAUUGUGACAAAAAUAAUGAUAACAAUAUAGACAACAAUAAAGACAAUCACAAGAAAUGUAUUAAAAAGUUUGAUAACGAAAGAGAGUUAAGGAUUGAAUUGCAGACAGAAUUAGAGUUAGAGAGACAACAAAGGAUUCAUUUUCAGAAACUAUAUGAACAACACAUGAAUUACUCUCUUAAGAGAGAGUUUAAUGACUACAAACAUAUUAAGACAUUAAAGAUUGAAAUUUUGAAAUAUCGACAACAAUUGAAUGCAUUAAAGAAAUCACUUAAAAAUAAGGACAACAUUGAAGAUAUUAAUACCAUUGUUGAAGAUAAUGAAACUUUAAUUCACAAUAAAGAAAAAUUCCAAGAAUUUAAUUGUCCCGAUUGUUCUAAUACUUUCAAAUCGGAAGUCUCGAUGAUAUUACAUAUUGUUAAUCAUUGUAUCGAAGAACAAGAGUUCCGAUUGGAGACAACUGUCUUCAGAUUAGAUGAGUUCUCGGAUUCGAUGAUAGAUUCGAUUCGCAAAAGUGUUGUUUAUUGUUGUCCGCGAUGUGUCCGUACUUUCAAUUCACUCGACAUUUAUUAUCAUUUAUACAAAUGUCAUACAAAAGAGCGGCCAAUCAUUUGUAUUGAUUGCAGCAAAUACUUCACUCAUUUAGACUAUUGGACAGAACAUAACCAUUUGGUUCAUAACGGACUCAUUCAAAGUGUUAAUUAUAUUGAUAUUUCAUUACAAAAGCAUAAUUCACAAACUUUAAGACAAUCAUCAAACCUAUCACAACAGUCAGGAAGGAAACAAACAUUACCACCAAAUCGGAAGAUAUAUUCAAAAACUAAUGGCAACUAUAGUUCAAAAUCAUAUAAAUCUUAUUCUUCAAUUCGAACAAAUGAGAAGAUUAUUCGAUUGAGUGAUAAAUUAAAUAUUUUUGAUUCCAAUCCGAAUGAAGACGAAGAUGAAGACGACGACGAAGAAACAGAAGUGGAAGACGAAGAAGACGAUGACAAUGACAAUGAAAAUGGCAGUCGUAGUGAUAGUCCAGAAAUUAUAACUUUAGAUUCUCCCACUCCUUCACCUUCUGUAAAGCAAUCUUCUAAUAUAAGAACUUUUUCAGUAACCAAACCAUCAAUAUCUACGAACUCUAAUCUACCGAAUAAUUGGAAUUCGAGAAAAACAAUUGAAUCUAACUUUACCUGCGAUUUCCCCGACUGUGACUUCAAGACAACCAGUAGAGAAAAACUUGAAUUUCAUGUCAACGCUCACACAAAAUCUAAAUAUAAGUGUCCGUACUGUCCAUAUGUAGGCAACAUAUUGAACGACAUCUUGAAACACAUCCAAAAGAGUCAAAAGCAUAAAAACAGUUACGUUUAUAAAUGUCGCGACUGUUUCUUUGGGAUCAACUGUAGGCAAACAUUUACAGAGCAUUUAAAGAAAAGACAUUUUCGUAAUACCGACGAUGAAGAUGUCAUCAAUGAUUACAUCACUGAUAUGUUUCGUAACGCCUAUUCAACAAACGACAGCUGAUUCCAAGUGUUAUAAUAAGAUGUUUAUAUGUUAUAUAAA